ACCGCAUUUGACAGUCACUGCCUCCCAUGUUUCAUUUAUAGCUAAAUAUUCUGUAGAUUUUCUUUGCCGAGAUGAUAAAAUGUUCCCUUUUACAAACACUGACCAAUGAGGAUAACUAGGAAUUUUAACAAUGGCAAGUGAGAAAUGUUUUCCCCCCUACAUGAACUUUCCUGUGUAUAAUGCCAGAGCCCUCCCCCUUUGUUUUCCGGGGAGGAGUGAUGCAAGUUAAAGGAAAUGUAGCCAGAAUGAAACAGAUGUGUAUCUGAGCUGCGGCAGGAGAGAACACAGCCCGCAAAAGGAAGUUAAGAUGACUCUGAAUAACUGUUGAUGCCCUGCAGUUUUGCUGCAUUUUCAGAUCAGCCAUCACCUGAGACUUUUCACAAGCUACACGCCAUUUGAUACUUUUCUGUGUGCACUGUUUGAAUUACUGUAAACAAUCAUAGAAGAGCAUAGGAAUGAUUCUGGUAGAGGAGUAAAAACUUUCCUGAGCAUUCCAGAGACCACUUUUGUUAUGGUGAAUGAAGUGAUUCCUGAGAGCUUGUACCAUCUCUACAUCACUGAGUGAUCGGAAUUCCCAUCUGAUGAGCAUCAUGAAUAACUCAAACUACACCCCAUCCUGCUACGCCAACACCACCACUCCAUAUAGAUAUAAUGCUGGCAUUAACAACGUUAGCUACUCAGCCACCUUCAGUGCUUUGGGCCUCAUCUCUAAUCUAAUUGCCUUUAUUGUCCUCAUCAAAUCCUUUAGGCAGACAAAAAAUAAUUCUCGCUCUUUCUUCCUCAUUCUCCUGGGUGGUCUUGUAGUCACUGACUUCAUGGGUCUGCUGGUCACUGGCUCCUUCGUGAUUUCGUUUUACGCUACACUUGUUGACUGGCGUGAGUCAGACCCUACAUGCCACUUUUGCAACUUCAUGGGUAUGUCCAUGGUCUUCUAUGGAUUGUCCCCUCUGCUACUUGGUGCCACCAUGGCCACCCAGCGCUUUAUUGGCAUCAACCAUCCAUUUGCAAGUUCCUCCAGAAUGACCAAGAAAAGGACUAUUUCCAUGGUGCUGAUGGUGUGGUUCAUUGCUGGAAGCAUAUCGUUGCUGCCACUAGCAGGGUUUGGUAGUUACCACAUUCAGACUCCUGGCUCCUGGUGUUUCCUCAACAUGACCCCCAAAACAAGUGACUGGAGUUUCGCUCUGCUUUUCUCCCUGGUUGGACUGAUCAGCAUUGCAACAUCAAUUUUGCUGAACACUGUGAGUGUGGUGACCCUGUUCAAGGUUUACUGUGGAGCAGAGAGGAGACAGCGUAGCAGAGACCAUGAAGUGGAAAUGAUGCUGCAGCUUAUACUGAUCAUGACCAUUUCCACCGUUUGCUGGUGCCCCUUGCUGGUCUUCAUUGCCCAGACAGCUGUUGCCAGGACYGGUUUUAAUGUGAUAUAUCUGCUUCUCUGGAUACGCUUUGCAACCUGGAACCAAAUCCUAGAUCCGUGGGUAUACAUCCURUUUCGCCGGUCAGUUUUGAGGAUAGUGAACCCUAAUGCUGACUGGUCCCGGACCUCCAUCAUUUCUUUGUCUUCAACUAUACGUGACAACGUCCAUCGAUUCGCACGGUCUUCACUGGGAAGCACCCUGCGCGCGGAUGUCCCAGAGGAUCCUGAAAAAUCAAAUGUGAUGCCCCCSUCUCCACCAACAUCAUCCUCACUUUCUCCAUGUUUGAUUGGAUCUGAGUCAUAAUUACAGCAGAGUCACAUAAGUGAACCUGUAAAUGUGGUCUGCUCUGCUGUUGUUUUUCAUGAUGAAUGUGAUGAAAUUAACUUGCAUGGUUGCACAAACAAUGUGAAGCAACUAUCUCCUUAUGGCUCUGCGUGUAUUUCAGAUGUCAGAURKCAUCARUCUUUUAAUACAAAGACUAAGAAGCAUUUACUUGUGUACAGAGAUAUAACUUAUAUUCAAAAAUAUACUUCAACUGGCAUCAUAUAUAAAACUAAGAAUGAGAUGUGUAAGCUGGCAUUUUUCUGUUUUUCCUUGUGGAUUUUGUAUAUUUUAUAAGCAGCUAAUAAGUUAUAUGGCAUAAAUAUGCUGUAUUAUUAUGCAUAAAGAGGAUUUUAUGCAGUUUGAGAAUUACAUGUUUUAAUAUCAAAACAUAAGAGUGGUCAUUAAGGAAGAUUUUCUGAUCUUUACAGAUCAACAAAAGCAACUUCCUUAAUAUUUUCUCCUGUUUCUUAUCUAUCCGCCCAUCCAUCCAUCCACAUCUACAUGGUGGUUGGACUGCUGCCUAUUUCCAGUAGUCAUUUGGCGAGAGGUGAGGUACUGUACAUGCAUUUUAGUAUGAACCAUAACAAUUAUAAGAUCCAAAGCAGAGACCACCAGUACGUUAAAUAUGUUUAUAAAAAUGAGUUAAUGUUUAUCGACAGUAUUACUUUCUGCUUUGUGACAUUUUUUUGUACCUUUAGUGAAGUGAAAAAAUAAACAUUUCAAUUUCUUGUCUCCUUCAGUGAUAAUGUGUAAUUUAACAAUGUGAUAGUAAUGUGCUUUUUAUUCAUUACACAAAACAUUAAACAUCU
This is a messenger RNA of Poecilia reticulata (guppy), 2548 nucleotides long. Its product is annotated as thromboxane A2 receptor-like. Gene Ontology annotation, molecular function: thromboxane receptor activity. Gene Ontology annotation, biological process: positive regulation of blood pressure; inflammatory response; adenylate cyclase-activating G protein-coupled receptor signaling pathway. Lineage: Eukaryota; Metazoa; Chordata; Actinopteri; Cyprinodontiformes; Poeciliidae. Gene Ontology annotation, cellular component: plasma membrane. The record is from RefSeq and is a predicted model, not a curated record.